CCAAGUAAUUUUCAUAUCGACUGUCGACUCGUUUAUAAUUUUUACAGUCGUUUAACUUUUAAGGUUUAUAGUUUUGGUUUUAGUCGUAAAUAUUUUCGUUAUGUGAAUACUUUCUGAUUAGUUUAUUAUUAACCUGGAAGUGUGGAACUUGGGAACGUGCUCCUUUUCUAGUAUCCCAGCUGUAUGAACGGUCAGAAGAAGACCAUGUCGGCGUACAUCCACCGCUCCCAGUCGCACAUGGACUCCCCCACCGCCAAGUACUCCGAUACGGCGGACGAUGACGAAAUGGCCGUGUUUGAUGGUGAAGGGCGCAUCGGCGACCAGAACGGCUUGGGCAAGGUGUCCAAUCCGCUGAAAAUCUUCCGUGCGGCGAAGAAGAAGAUUGGGGAUAUUUUUAAAGAGCUGGAUGAUCAUAUGAAGCAGAGCAGUGCCUUUUUUAACAGAAUUAAAAAUGGUGGUGUGAUUCCCGAUGAUGUGGCCGUGACGAAUGAUGUGGAUGAAAAUUGUGAGAAAAUCAGAGGAAUUCUCGAUGUGGUUUCCCGUGAUCACAUGAAAGUCGUCUUUUUCGGCAGGACGAGUAAUGGAAAGUCUUCGGUGAUCAAUGCCAUGUUACGGGACAGAAUUUUACCCACCGGAAUCGGCCACACGACGAACUGUUUUAUCCAGGUGGAAGGUAUUGACGGUGAAGAACCGUACGCUUUAGUGGAAGGAUCGAAUCAGCGCUAUAACGUCACGUCGAUAAAAAGUCUGUCGCAUGCCUUGAGCGCCGAGCAUCUCAGCGAGCAGACGCUGGUGAAGCUGAUGUGGCCGAAGAGCAAGUGCUACCUCCUGCAAGAGGACGUCGUGCUGGUGGACAGUCCGGGCAUCGACGUUACCGCCAACACCGACAGCUGGAUCGACAAGUACUGCACGGACGCCGACGUCUUCGUGCUCGUCGCCAACGCCGAGUCCACGCUCAUGCAGACGGAGAAGAACUUCUUCCACAAAGUCAGCACCAAACUCUCCCAGCCCCACGUCUUUAUCCUCAAUAAUCGCUGGGAUGCGUCGGCCAACGAGCCGGAAACGAUGGACGAUGUGCGGAAGCAGCAUUUAAGCCGCAAUCUAGAGUUCCUAACCGAAGAAUUGAAGGGUAUCUCCAAACAGCAGGCCAUUGAGCGCGUGUAUUUCGUCUCCGCCAAAGAAGUCCUGACCACCGCCAUGAAGAAGCAGAAGAACGAGGAAGUCAAUACGGCGAAUUUCGCGGACGGUUAUUUAAUGCGGAUGCAUGAUUUUGAGACGUUCGAACGAAAAUUCCAACAGUGUAUUUCGAAAUCCGCUGUCCGCACCAAAUUCGAACAGCACACGGUGCAGGGCCGGAAGAUCGCUCGUGUUAUCCGCUCACAACUGGAAUUGGUGUAUGAUCGCGCUAACUCAAGAAGAGCGAGUCGUGAAGAAGAGCGUCUGCGGCAGGAAGCAGUCUUCCAGAUGAAGACGACGCAUUACGAGGCAUUAAUCGUCGAAUUCAAGGAAAAGAUCGAUUUACUCUCCCGAAAAGCUGGACAGGAGGUUAUUGCGGGAUUCCGAGAGGAACUGGGCAAACUUCCAACGACCGUGAAUUCGUAUUCACGAAACUGGCCGUUGACGAACGAACAAAUGGAAAUCUACAAAGCUGGUCUGUACGAGACGUUCGAGCGGAAUCUGCUGCGCAACUUCGAAGCGCGCUGCUCCGUCCCGGUGAAUAAUGCCGUUGAUCUCCUGCAUCGGGAAAUGCUGAACCGUCUCGGCGCCCUCCUCCCCGACCAGUCGCGCGACGUCCUCCUAGCCCCCCUCCACCGGCGCCACCGCUUCAAUCUGCGCGUCCACUUCGGCAUCCCCGAGAUGUGUGUCGGCUUCCACGAAGAUCUGACCUUCCGUUUCUCCUUAGGCUGGGACCGGCUAGCGCGCCUGGUACUCAACCGGAAUGAAGUUCGUAAACUGACAUUUUUCGGCUUCUUACCAGCGCGUCAGAUCGAGCCGCCGCCCGUCCCGGCGGGCUAUCCCAAAUCGGCGGAGGUCGGGACGACGGUGCGCGAUGUGGUCAUGCCCAAGUCGGCGCCGGCCGCGCUGCCCACCCAGCCGACGGAGCGCAAUCUGGAUUUGGUGGAAAUCGCGGCGAUUUUAUCCAAGUGCGGAGUGGGCACCGGCGCCGUUGUCUUCAUGGUAUGGCGCAGUAUUGGUUGGCGUGUCAUCGCCGGGGCCGCGGCCACGUACGGUUUGCUUUACGGCGCCGAGCGACUAGCCUGGCAUUUCCGCACCCGUCGGCGUGUGUUCAAACAGCAGUUCAUCGAUUUCGUCAAGCCACAACUGGCCAGUUUAAUCCAUCCGACGGCCAACAGUACGACGUGCCAAGUUCAGGAGGAAUUGACGUAUAACUAUCAGGAAUUAUUGCGGAUGGUCAACGAAUCCACGAUGGAGUUGUCGGAGCGCAUCGCCGCGCUGCGGAAGGAAGUGCGCUCACUGGAUGACGUCACUUCGCAGGCGGAUAGUCUCAAACGAACAUCGGCGGAUGUGGAGAUGAAGCUGCAGAAUUUCCUGGACAGUUUCAUCGCGCCGCAGCAGUUACAGUCCGGCGAAGAUCUGACCCGUCCCAACGAAGAGUUCUGGGCCACCUAAGACGCUUGUGUGUGUAUUGCUCGCGAGCAUUGUUUGAUUUCUUCGAACACCCGACUGCAUGUAUUUAUUUCCUGCUGCGUUUGUACCUGAGGUGGUUCCUCACUAGUUUGCAAAACGGUUGGGAAGAGUUUGUUGAUAUAAACGUUCGACUGUAGUUGGGGUGAUUUUUAAUGUGUUUUUCCUUAUACUGUGUUUUUUUUGCCGAAUUUUUCUCGGCUGUUUAAAAUGUGUGGUUUGGUUAGUUGUGUUAGGAAGUUGCUGUGUUUUUGCCUUUGGAGAAUUAAAGGUUAUUUAUGCAGUUAAGAAA
Molecule: messenger RNA, 2938 nt
Organism: Paramacrobiotus metropolitanus
Lineage: Eukaryota; Metazoa; Tardigrada; Eutardigrada; Parachela; Macrobiotidae
Product: mitofusin-2-like
Exons: 14
Coding region: 184-2631 (815 amino acids)
Biological process (GO): mitochondrion localization; mitochondrial fusion
Cellular component (GO): mitochondrial outer membrane
Molecular function (GO): GTP binding; GTPase activity
Source: RefSeq, a predicted model, not a curated record